AUGACCCCGGUCACGUGGGGCUGCCGAAGGGGAGAUGGGGAGACCUGGACCCUGCGCCUGGGUCCUGCGGCUGCUGCUCGGGCUGGCGGCCUGGCGGGGCGGCGCGGCGGGGCGGAGCGCGGGCCUGCUCCUCCCCUGACUUCUCCUGUUCCCCCCACCCCCCAGCUAUGCAGCUGCUGCCCGGGCCCGGUGCGGAACGGCUCCAGCGUGGCCAGUUACUGCGCGGCGCGCCCGGCCUUGGAGCUGCAGGGGCGCUGCUGUCUCAGCAGGGAGCCGGAGCCGGAGCCAGGCGUCAUCGUGGGGCUGGAUCUGGGCAACUGCUCCCUGCUGUCCCUCUGUGCUGGGUUCCCAGAUGCCAGCACUGCUGUUGUCAUUGACCUGACUGAGAACCCCUUGGAGAACAUCCCCAACGCCUCCUUCCAGGGCUUCACCAGGCUGCAGAGCAUAUCCCUGCCGCGUGCCCUGGAGUGCCCUGGAGGGAGCAUGGCCUGGGACCUCAACACCACCCACGGGGACAGCCGGACCUGCCAGGGACAGAGGAACCUCUGCAACAGCUCGGGGGAGCUUGCCUGGCUGUGCCCAGAGAACUCCCAGUGCAGCCCCGACGGACCCGGGCUUGUCCAGUGCCUGUGCUCAGGGAGCUACCAUGGCUACAAGUGUCUGCGUGAGGGCACCUUUCCCCUACUGCUCUUCUAUGGGACCCUGGGAGCUGUGACGACCACCCUGUCCCUCCUGGCCUGGGGCAGCCAGCGCCGGAAAGCCAAGGCCUCCUGAACCCCUCCUGCAGGACAGGGAAAGGGCAGAGUCCGGGCUGGGGGACCUGCACGGGGGCUUCUGCCCAGCCACUGAACUUGGCGUGGUG
This is a messenger RNA of Chelonoidis abingdonii (Abingdon island giant tortoise), 862 nucleotides long. NCBI's taxonomy places the organism in Eukaryota, Metazoa, Chordata, Testudines, Testudinidae. The record is from RefSeq and is a predicted model, not a curated record.